Molecule: messenger RNA, 545 nt
Organism: Drosophila simulans
Lineage: Eukaryota; Metazoa; Arthropoda; Insecta; Diptera; Drosophilidae
Gene: ND-AGGG
Product: NADH dehydrogenase [ubiquinone] 1 beta subcomplex subunit 2, mitochondrial
Exons: 3
Coding region: 72-356 (94 amino acids)
Cellular component (GO): mitochondrial inner membrane
Source: RefSeq, a predicted model, not a curated record
UUUGUCAAUAAAAAACAAGUUUAAUAAAAGUAGUUUUAUAAGUUUUUUUUUAAACUAAUUUCGAGCAGACGAUGAGCUUUGCUUUUAGAUUGGGUUCUUCAAUCGGGUGUUUUCCUCGUACGAUCUUAGGUCGUAACAUAAUUCAAAGGAAAAGUCAUGUGGUAUCUUACCGUAAUGGCCCCCCUCCCCAUUCAAAGGCAACUAAAAUUGGUGCUGUAACUGUUGCUGGAGCUAUGUGGUGGUGGGUAAUCUGGCACUUAUGGCAUGAACCUGACCACAUAACGGGGGAAUUCGAUUAUCCUAACUCAAGGAAAUGGAGCAACACAGAGUUGGGUGUUUCAAAGGAUGGAUUUUAAACAUAUGUUCAAGCUUACUCCAUAAAUGUUGAUUAAAAUGCGAUAUGUAGCCAUGUAAUUAUAUUAUUCUGGUUUAUUUGUUCCGUAAUACUCUUUUUAACAUUCAAUUUUUUUUAAGCAACUAACAUGUAUGUAUGAAUAAGUGCAUAUAUUAUCUAUUACACAAAAUAAACAAUACUAUUAAUUGAA